Messenger RNA from Argentina anserina (silverweed cinquefoil), 948 nucleotides. Its product is annotated as fruit protein pKIWI501-like. Lineage: Eukaryota; Viridiplantae; Streptophyta; Magnoliopsida; Rosales; Rosaceae. The record is from RefSeq and is a predicted model, not a curated record. Bases 134 to 640 code for a protein of 168 amino acids. The transcript has 2 exons.
CGCACAGCUAUAUAUAGCUCUCACAUUGAUCAUUUCUUUCACUCACUACAAACUAAGCACUCUCUACUCCUGAAGCAUCAUCUCGAUCUUCUCUCACUUCUCCGUUCAAUUUUCACCGCCCUUUGCUCCAGAAAUGGCCAGCGUUGAGGUUGCACCGGCAGCAACAUUUCAAGAGACUGAGACAAAGCCAGUUGAGGUGACCAAGACCGAAGAGCCAGUGGCUGCACCACUUGCCCCGGAAACUGAAACCACCGAAACAUCAAAAGAAACAACACCAGAAGCAGAAGUGGCAGCAGAAGCAGAAGUAGUAGCAGUAGAUGAGCAACCAGCUGCUCCCGAACCCGAAGUAGAAGCUCCAGUUGAAGUUGAGACCAAGGAGGUGGCAAUAGAGAAAGUUAAGGCCGAGGCCGAGGAGGUGGCAGCGGAGCCAGAAGUAGAGAAGCCAGUGGAAGAAGAGGCUCAAGAGGUUAAAGCCGAAGAACCAGCUGCUGCUGGUUCUGAGGAGACAACAGAAGCCGCUGAGGAAUCAGAGGCUGCUCCGAUAGUCAAGGAUGAAGUAGAGAAACCAGUUGAAGCAGCGACGGAGGCUGCUGAUGUUGUUGCCACAGACGAAGCUCCGGUUGAGAAGGCCGAGGAGUAAAUGAUCGUAAACUUUGUGGCCGGGUUCUAGUCAAAGUUCAUUUUAGUUACAUAUCUAUUAUGUUUUCUCGGUUUAUUAUCAUUAUUACUACUAAGAGCAAGGCUUUAAAGGCAGAGUAAUGUGGAAUGGCAAUUGGAUCCAUAAGGCUUUAUAUAAGGGAAACCAGUUUGAUAGCUAGGGUGAAGAGGAUUGAUGCAGAUGGUACGGUGAGCUGAGAGUGGGAGGUUGUAGUGAUUGGUAAUUGGUAUGGUGUGAUGAGUUGUGCUUUCUCUAAGUUUUGAAUAAUAUUAUUAUUGGUUUUAUGUUAA